AUGACCCGCCGCUCCAGGAAAGGCAAGGAUAGACAGUUGAAGAACGUGUUGCUUCACUAUGACCGAGCCGAUGAAUGCAGAAACCGCCUCGGCUUGACAGAGGACAACAGGAAGAGAAAUGCCGGGACGAGGAAGAUAGACUGUCCCUUUGAACGAUUUGCAAGCAAGUGCCAGGGGCAAUGGUUUUUGAAUGCUCGCAUCAACGAGCACAACCAUGAUUUGGACGUCGACGACUUGUCUGGUCAUCCCUCUGCCUGUGCACUUACAAACGACCAACACAUAAUGGAGCAGAUCAACGCUAGAUAUGUAGAAUUGGCUCCGCAUCAACAGGUGGCAGUCCGGAGGAACUUGCUGGAGUUGUUGUACUGCCCAUCAGAGCUUAUACAGAGUCCUCUACGACAAGAGAGAACUCGAGGAAGACCUGCCGGUGCAGUCAACCGACGAACCAACGAUUCCUCAUCAACGAGAAGGGAGCCAUCUGGCUUUGAGCUAAUUUAA
This is a messenger RNA of Zychaea mexicana, 498 nucleotides long. RefSeq lists its product as uncharacterized. The transcript has a single exon. Gene Ontology annotation, molecular function: malonate-semialdehyde dehydrogenase (acetylating, [NAD(P)+]) activity; methylmalonate-semialdehyde dehydrogenase (acylating, NAD+) activity. The record is from RefSeq and is a predicted model, not a curated record. Gene Ontology annotation, cellular component: mitochondrion. NCBI's taxonomy places the organism in Eukaryota, Fungi, Mucoromycota, Mucoromycetes, Mucorales, Lichtheimiaceae. Gene Ontology annotation, biological process: thymine catabolic process; L-valine catabolic process. The coding region runs from base 1 to 498 and encodes 165 amino acids.